AUGGAUCGUGUAAGCAGUCUGCCUAACGAGCUUCUUUGUCAUAUUUUAUCUUUCCUCACGACAAAGGAAGCUGCUUUAACAUCGGUUCUCUCAAAGAGGUGGCUCAAUCUGCUUGCUUUUGUCCCAAAUCUUGUUCUUGAUGACUCUGAGUUUCUUCAUCCUGAAAAGGAUAAGCUCGAGAUACUUCUCCGUGCUUCCCCUCUGCUUGAGGAAUUACACAUAAGAGACACUCUCAGGCGGAAAGGAACGGCUGUUACCGUGUCAAGUGCAAGCCUCAAGAAGCUAACUAUCUCUGCUAUUUGUUCAAGAAGCAUCAAAAAUCCAAAGAGCACUUGUUUUGAUACUCCAAGUCUGCUUUACCUUGACUACUAUGAUAUUGUCUCGGAGGACUAUCCAAAACUUAACUUGGAGCAUUUGGUUGAGGCUCGACUCAACCUUAUGGCACGGAAAGGUCAAUUAAAGCUAAUACGAGGGCUAGAUAUUGAGGACGAUGAGGUUCGACCAUUUGGAAAUGUGUGGAAGCUCAUGAGUGCCAUAAGAAAUGUUCGGAAACUUGGCUUAUCUUCUGAUACUCUCGAGGUGAUUUCUGUAUGCUGUGAAUUGAUGCCGGUGUUCAACAACCUCAAAUGGUUAAAGAUUAAGAGUAGUAAGAGACGAGGAUGGCAAGCAAUGCCGGUUCUCUUAAGGAACUGUCCACAUUUAGAAACUCUAGUCCUUGAGGGUCUUGAACACUAUGUGACAGAUAAAUGUGGGGAUGCUUGUGACUGCAUUACUCGGGAGGACAAAGGCCGUUCCCUCAAAUCUUGUCCAGUGAAAAAGAUAGAGAUUAAAAGGGUUUAG
This is a messenger RNA of Microthlaspi erraticum, 840 nucleotides long. The record is from the annotation of a GenBank genome assembly. Lineage: Eukaryota; Viridiplantae; Streptophyta; Magnoliopsida; Brassicales; Brassicaceae.